AGGGGCGGCGGCGGCCGGGACCAUGUCGGCCGGCGGCCGCGACGAGGAGCGGCGGAAGCUGGCCGACAUCAUCCACCACUGGAACGCCAACCGGCUGGACCUGUUCGAGAUCAGCCAGCCGACCGAGGAUCUGGAGUUCCAUGGAGUGAUGAGAUUUUAUUUUCAAGACAAAGCUGCUGGAAACUUCGCAACGAAGUGUAUCCGGGUCUCUAGCACGGCUACCACGCAGGAUGUGAUCGAGACGCUGGCGGAGAAGUUCCGACCUGACAUGCGGAUGCUGUCUUCUCCCAAGUACUCCCUGUACGAGGUGCACGUCAGCGGAGAAGAAAGAAGACUGGAUGUGGACGAGAAGCCGCUGGUCGUGCAGCUGAACUGGAACAAGGACGACCGCGAGGGCAGAUUCGUCCUGAAGAACGAGAACGACGCCGCCGCUCCGAAGAAGGCUCAGAGUAACGGACCUGAGAAGCAGGAGAAAGAAGGCGUCAUCCAGAAUUUCAAGAGAACGCUCUCGAAGAAAGAGAAGAAGGAAAAGAAGAAGAGAGAAAAAGAGGCCCUGAGACAGGCGUCCGACCGGGAGGACCGGCCUCUCCCCGGGAUGACACGUAAGUGUGUGGAGAACUCGCGCCUGGCAGCCGAGGUGUACAAGGACAUGCCCGAGACCAGCUUCACGCGCACCAUUUCCAACCCUGAGGUGGUGAUGAAGCGACGGAGGCAGCAGAAGCUGGAGAAGAGGAUGCAGGAAUUCCGCAGCUCCGACGGGCGGCCUGACUCAGGUGGAACGUUGAGGAUUUACGCAGAUAGUUUAAAGCCAAAUAUUCCCUACAAGACGAUCCUGCUGUCCACUACAGAUCCUGCAGACUUCGCUGUGGCUGAGGCUUUGGAGAAGUAUGGCUUGGAGAAGGAGAACCCUAAGGACUACUGCCUGGCUAGGGUCAUGCUUCCUCCGGGAGCCCAGCAUUCGGACGACAGAGGUGCUCAGGAAAUGGUUCUCGAUGAUGACGAGUGUCCCUUGCAGAUCUUCAGGGAGUGGCCGAGUGACAAGGGGAUACUCGUGUUCCAGCUGAAGAGGAGGCCACCAGACCCCAUCCCGUCAGCCGUGAAGAAGCAGGGGGACGGGAGGCCGCUGAAGGGCAAGGAGCGGGCCGACGGGGCUGGCUACGGCUCGGCCCUGCCGCCCGAGAAGCUGCCCUACCUGGUGGAGUUAAGCCCAGAUGGCUCUGACUCCAGAGACAAGCCGAAGCUCUAUCGCCUGCAGCUGAGCGUGACCGAGGUCGGGACGGACAAGUUCGAGGACAACUCCAUCCAGUUGCUUGGCCCAGGCAUUCAGCCCCAUCACUGUGACCUCACCAACAUGGACGGCGUGGUCACCGUGACGCCGCGGAGCAUGGACGCGGAGACCUACGUGGACGGCCAGCGCAUUUCCGAGACCACCAUGCUGCAGAGUGGCAUGAAGGUGCAGUUCGGGGCGUCGCACGUGUUCAAGUUUGUGGACCCCAGCCAGGACCACGUGCUGGCCAAGAGGUCCGUGGAGGGAGGCCUGAUGAAGGGCGCGAGACACAAGCCUGGCAUGGUUCAGGAGACAACUUUUGAUUUAGGGGGCGACGUGCACAGUGGAGCGGCGUUACCAACAAGCAAGAGCACGGGCAGACUGGACGGCGACAGAGCACCCUCUGCUUCCGGCACGGUGGAGCGAGGCAUGGUGAGACCCAUGCUGCGGCCGGAGCAGCAGGAUCAGCGCCGGCACGAAGGCAGACCUCAGGAGGCUCCUGGGCUGGACCUGCUGCUGCCUGCGAGCAUUGAGUUCAGGGAGAGCUCUGAAGAUUCAUUCUUGUCUGCCAUUAUAAAUUAUACCAAUAGUUCUACAGUCCAUUUCAAGCUGUCGCCUACGUACGUGCUGUACAUGGCCUGCCGGUAUGUACUGUCCAGCCAGUACAGACCUGACGCCAGCCCCGCCGAGCGCACCCACAAAGUCAUUGCCAUCGUCAACAAGAUGGUGAGCAUGAUGGAAGGCGUCAUCCAGGAAGUAGCCCAGGUUGACCAGAAGCAGAAGAACAUCGCGGGGGCGCUGGCCUUCUGGAUGGCAAACGCCUCCGAGCUCCUCAACUUCGUGAAGCAGGACCGGGACCUCAGCCGCAUCACGCUCGACGCCCAGGACGUCCUGGCGCACCUGGUCCAGAUGGCCUUCAAGUACCUGGUCCACUGUCUGCAGUCAGAGCUCAACAACUACAUGCCGGCCUUCCUGGACGACCCCGAGGAGAGCAGCCUGCAGAGGCCCAAGAUAGACGACGUGCUGCACACGCUCACGGGGGCCAUGUCCCUGCUCCGGCGCUGCAGGGUCAACGCCGCGCUCACCAUCCAGCUCUUCUCCCAGCUCUUCCACUUCAUCAACAUGUGGCUGUUCAACAGACUGGUGACUGACCCCGACUCCGGGCUGUGCUCCCACUACUGGGGCGCCAUCAUCCGCCAGCAGCUGGGCCACAUCGAGGCCUGGGCCGAGAAGCAGGGGCUGGAGCUGGCGGCCGAUUGCCACCUGAGUAGGAUUGUGCAGGCCACCACUUUGCUCACCAUGGAUAAGUAUGCCCCUGAAGACGUGCCCAGUGUGAACAGCACCUGCUUUAAGUUAAACUCCCUGCAGCUCCACGCCCUGCUGCAGAACUACCACUGUGCGCCCGACGAGCCUUUCAUCCCAGGGGAUCUCAUCGAGAACGUGGUGGCCGUGGCUGAGAACACGGCCGACGAGCUGGCCCGCAGCGACGGGCGGGACGUGCGGCUGGAGGAGGACCCCGACCUGCAGCUGCCGUUCCUGCUGCCGGAAGACGGCUACUCCUGCGACGUGGUCAGAAACAUCCCCAGCGGGCUGCAGGAGUUCCUGGACCCUCUGUGCCAGAGAGGGUUCUGCAGGCUGAUCCCUCACGCGCGCUCGCCGGGCACGUGGACCAUCUAUUUCGAAGGUGUGGACUACGGAAGUUACCUUGCGCGUGAGAACAUGGAGCUGGCUCAGCCUCUGAGGAAAGAACCGGAAAUCAUCACUGUGACCUUGAAAAAGCAGAAUGGAAUGGGCCUGAGCAUUGUGGCGGCAAAGGGCGCCGGCCAGGACAAACUGGGAAUCUACGUGAAGUCUGUCGUGAAGGGAGGCGCGGCGGACGUGGAUGGACGGUUGGCUGCAGGGGACCAGCUCCUCAGCGUGGAUGGACGAAGCCUCGUCGGACUCUCUCAGGAAAGGGCUGCGGAACUCAUGACGAGGACGAGUUCUGUGGUGACACUUGAAGUGGCAAAGCAAGGUGCCAUCUACCACGGCCUGGCGACCCUCCUCAACCAGCCGUCUCCCUUGAUGCAGAGAAUUUCAGAUCGCCGUGGCUCGGGGAAACCUCGGCCCAAGAGUGAAGGUUUUGAGCUCUAUAACAACUCAGCCCAGAACGGGUCUCCUGAAAGUCCUCCGAUGCCUUGGGUGGAGUACAGUGAGCCAAAGAAGCUGCCUGGUGACGACAGACUGGUGAAGAACAGAGCCGAUCACCGCUCCAGCCCCAACGUUGCAAAUCAGCCGCCCAGCCCUGGAGGAAAAGGCACGUCCGCCUCUGGAGCAGCAGCUAAGAUCACGUCCGUCUCCACGGGGAACCUGUGUGCUGAGGAGCCGCUGCCUGCACCCAGACCCGAGGCCUACCCCAUCCCUACACAGACCUGCACCCGCGAGUACUUCACCUUCCCCGCCUCCAAGUCUCAGGACCGGGCGGCUCCUCCGCACAGCCAGUGGCCGAGCUACGAGGACAAGCCUCACGUGCACACGGACAGUAACCACUGCAGCGUUGCAGUUCAGCGUGUCACUCGCUCCCAGGAGGAGCUUCGGGAAGAUACAGCUUACCAGCUGGAGCGGCACCGGGGGGACUCCGCUCUGGACCAGAAGUCCGACAGCGACGUGUGGCUCAAUCAGAGCUCCUCUGUGGAGUCCAGUACCUCCAGCCAGGAGCACCUGAACCAUUCCUCCAAGUCCGUCACCCCGGCUUCCACGCUGACCAAAAGCGGCCCCGGCCGGUGGAAGACGCCGGCAGCCGUCCCGGCCGCACCGGUGGCCGUCUCCCAGCCCAUUCGGGCAGACCUGCCUCCACCACCCCCGCCGCCUCCUGCCCACUACGCCAGUGAUUUUGAGGGGAUGCCCAUGGACUUGCCUCUCCCACCCCCUCCCUCUGCCGGCCAGGUAGGACCCCAGGCCGCCCAGGUGGCCGCAGCGGAGCGGAAGAAGCGGGAGGAGCACCAGCGGUGGUACGAGAAGGAGAAGGCGCGCCUGGAGGAGGAGCGGGAGAGGAAGCGCAGGGAGCAGGAGCGGAAGCUGGGCCAGAUGCGCGCGCAGCCCCUGGCCCCGGCGCCGCUCGGCCCUCUGCCCGCCGCGCAGGUGAAGCCGGAGAAGCCGUCGUCCCUGCCGCGGCCCCAGGAGACGGUCAUUCGGGAGCUGCAGCCGCAGCAGCAGCCCCGCACGAUCGAGCGCCGGGACCUGCAGUACGUGACCGUCAGCAAGGAGGAGCUGGGCUCCGGGGACAGCCUGUCGCCCGACCCCUGGAAGCGGGACGCCCGGGAGAAGCUGGAGAAGCAGCAGCAGCUGCACAUCGUGGACAUGCUGAGCAAGGAGAUCCAGGAGCUGCAGGCCCGGCCGGACCGCAGCGCCGAGGAGAGCGACCGGCUGCGGAAGCUCAUGCUGGAGUGGCAGUUCCAGAAGAGGCUGCAGGAGUCCAAGCAGAAGGACGAGGACGAGGAGGAGGAGGAGGAGGAGGACGUGGACACCCUGCUGAUCAUGCAGCGCCUGGAGGCCGAGCGGAGAGCCCGGUUGCAGGAUGAGGAGCGCCGGCGGCAGCAGCAGCUGGAGGAGAUGCGGAAGCGAGAGGCGGAAGACCGCGCGCGGCUGGAGGAGGAGCGCAUGAAGCGGGACGCUGAAGAAAAGAGGCGACAGGAGGAAGGGUAUUACAGCCGCCUGGAAGCCGAGAGACGCAGACAGCACGAGGAGGCUGCGCGCAGGCUGCUGGAGCCCGAGGAGCCCGGGCUGAGCCGACCCCCGCUGCCACGGGACUACGAGCCCCCGUGCCCGGCCCCGGCCCUCGGCGCGCCCCCUCCUCCACCCCAGCGGAACACCUCCUACCUCAAAACGCAGGCCCUCUCCCCAGACUCGCUGUUCACGGCCAGGCUUGUCGCCUACAAUGAGGAGGAAGAGACCGAGUCGGACCCCAGCCCAGCAGGACCAAACUCUUACACGGGAUCUACUGGGACGGCUGCCGGAGCCCAGGACGCCUACCGGGAUCCCAGGGAGAAGCGCUCUAAGAGCCACGACGCGGAUUCGCCUGGGGGUGCUGGAGCCCCUGAGAACCUGACGUUCAAAGAGCGCCAGCGCCUCUUCUCACAAGGUCAGGACGUGUCCGACAAAGUCAAGGCUUCCCGGAAACUGACAGAACUGGAAAACGAGCUGAACACCAAGUGAGGGGGCUGUGCGGACGCUGCCUGGCGGGCCGGGGCUGAGUGACAGCGACCCUGUCUGAAGUGGCUGGGAUUUAGGGGCGUUCAGACUCCCAGACGUGUUCUCACUUGACCAAACGAUGAUCGUUCGUGCAGUGUGAGUGCGGACGACCUCCUUUUCUGAGUGGAGGAUCAGGAUCCUGCUGCCGCUCUAGGGUGGGUCCGCCCCCGGCCCACCACCCCCGUAGUCCUCACAGGGGCAUCAGCAGACAAGUCCUGUCCCUCCCCCUCUUCAAAGACCCCCGUGUUAGCCUGCACUACUGGGCUGCGGUUUGCACUGCUCAGCGGCGGCCGUGAGGCCCCUCGGGUUCCAGACUGUUCCAUGCCACUCCUGAUCAGUUCUAAAUAUUUGACUUAAAGAAAUCCUCCUAAAUGGAAAUUUGGGGAUUUAAACUUAGGGGUUUUGUUUUUAGAAGUACCGGAUAGCUGUUAGGUUAAUAAAUUAUGGAUGGAUUUUGAGAGAGCAGUUACAUUAGAGUCCGCCGGGCUUCAGCUCCUCGGGGCCUGUGAAGGGGUCUCCUUUGCUGGACAGUGUCCCUGAGCCCAGGAGCAGGGGCGACACCGACUGCACUGUGCCCCCCAGUCCACGGGCAGACACAGGUGCGAAAGGAGGGCUGAGCCACUGGCGUCUGUGACCGACGUAUUCCACGAGUGACGCGUAGGCAGUUCGAGCUAUUGCUUGCAGUGUAGUAGUUAUUUAAUUCUCAUUUCUCCAGCUGUGGGUAGGUGGCAGGUGCUGGGGAGACGGACCUCAGUUUGUUUGAUGUUGUGUGACGUGAAAAUGGUGAAUUCCCUUGUGGUCGCCAAGCCCCCCGUGAGGCCAGGUGGUUCCCCUGCCGUGCUGUCCUCCCGGACGUGGGUGAGGCAGGUGCGCACUCUGAACAGAAGCCGCUGCUCGUGGGGGUGUGCCAUCGGCUGCUGAAGCAGCAGCGUAAAUACUUCCUAUGCUGUCAGGGUUCUGUCUGAGUGUGCUUCUUUUACCUUCCUUUGUUUAAGGAAGCGCGUGGGGCGCUCCACGUGUUGGUGAGGGGCCAGGGCGAGCAGGCUCCUCCCGGAGGUCUUGAACACUGGCGGCCUGGCCGUGACGCGGCCACACCUGCUCUAGGGAGAGACUGUGCCGCGAUCCAGCAUUCUGUUAGCGUGCAGAAGGACAGCUGCACGGGGGCUCACGGGGGCACACGGCGGCACGGAACACGGGGCAGGCUUGUGUGUGCCACUGGGAGAGUCAGGUCAGAUGUGUGUACGUGUAAAAGUGCUUUCAUAGCGGCGUGCACCCUGGGAAAGCACCGGAACUGCUGUAGUCUGUUUCUACUGUACUUCAGUUACAGCCUAUUUUUAAUAAACUUUUAUGUAUUUAAA
Lepus europaeus (European hare) is the source of this 6855-nucleotide messenger RNA. RefSeq names its product afadin, adherens junction formation factor (gene AFDN). Lineage: Eukaryota; Metazoa; Chordata; Mammalia; Lagomorpha; Leporidae. Gene Ontology annotation, biological process: regulation of protein localization; signal transduction. Gene Ontology annotation, cellular component: adherens junction. The coding region runs from base 23 to 5461 and encodes 1812 amino acids. The record is from RefSeq and is a predicted model, not a curated record. Gene Ontology annotation, molecular function: cell adhesion molecule binding. The transcript has 33 exons.